AUGGCCAGUGGUGGGACUCUGCUGACAGUGAGCGGUACCAACCUCGCAACCAUCCGAGAACCAAAGAUAAGGGCCAAGUAUGGGCAGGCGGAAUCGUUUCAUAACUGUACGGUGUAUAACAACUCAGUCAUGGUGUGCCUCGCCCCGUCGGUGGCCGAUUCAGAACUGGGAUUUUCAGAGGCCGGCACAGGGCCGGACGAGAUCGGCUUCUACAUGGACAAUGUGAAUGCUCUGGUGGUGGUGAACGAGACAUUCAGCUACUACCCCGACCCCGUGUUUGAGCCGCUGAGUCCCUCAGGAAUACUGGAGCUCAAACCCACAUCACCACUCAUUCUCAAGGGUCGUAACCUGAUCCCAGCGGCUCCAGGAAACAGUCGCCUGAACUACACGGUGCUGAUUGGAGAGACUCCCUGUGUCCUCACCCUGUCGGAGAGCCAGCUGCUGUGUGAAUGGCCCAACCUCACUGGACAACACAAAGUCACGAUCCGUGCUGGGGGGUUCGAGUACUCCCCCGGGACUCUUCACAUCUACUCAGACAGCCUUCUGACACUCCCCGCCAUCAUCGGCAUCGGAGGGGGCGGCGGCCUGCUCCUGUUGGUCAUCAUCGCUGUGCUGAUAGCCUAUAAGAGGAAGUCGAGGGACGCUGACCGCACACUGAAACGGCUUCAGCUCCAGAUGGACAACCUGGAGUCCAGAGUGGCUCUGGAGUGUAAAGAAGCUUUUGCUGAGCUUCAGACAGACAUCCAUGAGCUGACCCAGGAGCUGGACGGGGCUGGGAUCCCAUUCCUUGACUAUCGGACGUAUGCGAUGAGGGUCCUGUUCCCUGGGAUCGAGGACCACCCCGUGCUCAAGGAGAUGGAGGUUCAGGCGAAUGUUGAGAAGGCACUGACGCUGUUUGGCCAGCUGCUGACCAAGAAGCACUUCCUGUUGACGUUCAUACGAACCCUGGAGGCACAAAGGUCAUUCUCAAUGCGAGACAGAGGCAACGUGGCUUCUCUGAUCAUGACGGCCCUGCAGGGGGAGAUGGAGUACGCCACUGGAGUCCUGAAACAGCUGCUGUCCGACCUGAUCGACCGAAACCUGGAGAGCAAAAACCAUCCCAAACUGCUGCUCCGGAGAACGGAGUCUGUGGCUGAGAAGAUGCUGACCAACUGGUUUACAUUUCUGCUGUAUAAGUUCCUCAAGGAGUGUGCUGGGGAGCCUCUGUUCAUGCUUUACUGUGCCAUGAAGCAGCAGAUGGAGAAGGGACCCAUCGACGCCAUCACAGGAGAAGCCCGCUACUCCCUCAGUGAGGACAAGCUCAUCAGGCAGCAGAUUGACUACAAAACACUGACGUUGCACUGUGUAAACCCAGAGAAUGAGAAUUCCGCCGAGGUGACGGUCAAGUGUCUGAACUGUGACACCAUCACUCAGGUCAAAGAGAAGCUGCUCGAUGCUGUGUACAAGGGCAGCCCCUAUUCACAAAGGCCAAAGGCUUCUGAUAUGGACCUGGAAUGGCGUCAAGGUCGGAUGGCCAGAAUCAUUCUGCAAGAUGAAGAUGUCACAACUAAGAUCGACAACGACUGGAAGCGCCUCAACACACUGGCUCACUAUCAGGUGACGGACGGCUCAGUGAUCGCCCUGGUGCCGAAGCAGAACUCUGCCUACAACAUCUCAAACUCGUCCACCUUCACCAAGAGCCUCAGCAGAUACGAGAGUAUGCUGAGGACAGCCAGCAGUCCAGACAGCCUACGAUCCAGAACACCCAUGAUCACGCCCGACCUGGAGAGUGGCACCAAACUGUGGCAUCUGGUGAAGAACCACGACCACUCGGACCAGAGAGAGGGCGACCGGGGAAGCAAGAUGGUCUCUGAGAUCUACCUGACCAGGCUGCUCGCCACCAAAGGUACGUUACAGAAGUUUGUGGACGACCUGUUUGAGACCAUCUUCAGCACGGCACACAGAGGCAGUGCGCUGCCCCUCGCCAUCAAGUACAUGUUUGACUUCCUGGACGAGCAGGCCGACAAACACUCGAUCAAUGACUACGACGUACGACACACUUGGAAGAGCAACUGUCUUCCUCUGCGUUUCUGGGUGAACGUUAUCAAGAACCCCCAGUUUGUAUUUGACAUUCACAAGAACAGCAUCACAGACGCCUGUCUGUCUGUGGUGGCCCAGACCUUCAUGGACUCCUGUUCAACAUCAGAACACAAACUGGGAAAAGACUCACCUUCGAAUAAGCUGCUCUACGCUAAAGACAUCCCCAACUACAAGAACUGGGUGGAGAGGUAUUACUCUGACAUCUCCCGCAUGCCGGCCAUCAGCGACCAGGACAUGAGUGCCUACCUAGCAGAGCAGUCCCGCCUGCACCUCAGCCAGUUCAACAGCAUGUCUGCGCUGCACGAGAUCUACUCCUACAUCAUCAAAUACAAAGACGAGAUCCUUUCAGCGUUGCAGAAGGACGACCAGUCGCGCAGACAGCGGCUACGCGGAAAGCUGGAGCAGGUGAUCGACACCAUGGCUCUGGCCAGCUGAGGACCAGCCAAUCACGCUCCUCGGCUAGCAGAGAACUGGCCGACCAACACACCUUCCCUGACAACCGUAGACGCCCCGUGACAUUUAGACCCUCGACGUUUGAAGUCUCUCGCUGUCGCCCUCGUAAACAACAACAAACAUGAGCAGCCGAAAAGACUGCCAGGACACAAGCACCCUGCGGCAGCACACUGGAGAGAUAGCAGAGUUUGGACCUAAAAACCCGCCGGCAGGGUUGGUGUUUUUUUUUGUUUUUUGGGGGUCUUUUCUGAGCCACCAACCCAGCCCUGAACAACCAAAUCAACCCCCCGACAGCCUCAGCAGAUAUGGUCCUCAGCUCAGGAGAGAGUUCAUUUUCAUCAAGGCCCCUCAUCACAUGGCGAGUCCUAUAGGGGCAGCAGCUGGGUACUUUGGCCACAAUCAGGAGCGGUACAUGCACAGAGGCGACCAGAGACUCAUGGAGCUGGACGUAGAGCUGAAACGCUGCAGGGGGAAAGGUACAAGUCACCAGCGAGUAGCUUUCCACAGCCAGAGCUACGGUUCAAUAGCAACUGUUGGCUAAUAGAAAUCCAGGAUGCGAUAUCUCUAUACUUGAUCCCUUUCUCUUUCCUGUUGCUGUCCUCCACGGGAAUGUCAGUGGUCAGGGACAGCUACAGAGCAGCCGCCAUGGAGCUGGUGGAAAUUCAGUGUGUUGCUCAAAGACACUUUAGCAGGACACUUGGCUGCCAUCGCAGAGCAACCAUGAGGAAGGACUUUGCAGGGAAACUCUUCCUCCAGUACUGACUCUCUAUCAACAAGACCUCAGAGAAAGGACAUCCUCAGUUUCACCACUCGGCUUUUGAUUUGUUAUUGUAUUUGAUUCCGUUGCUCCCUCAACUGCCUACUCUCCCUAGUGCUGUGCCACUUGUGUUACUGCUGAAUUUGCACAACAAAGCUAAAUCAAAAGAGAGAAGAGGAUAUAUGAAUAUAUAUAUAUAAAUAUGGAUAUAUAAAUACAAACCUUUUGUUUUUAAAACAAAUGAGAAGUUGAAUUCUUUUCCAUUUUACUGUACAAUAGAUAAGUUCGACAAGAGGAUUUGAUAUUUACGAGAUGAAAAAUUAUGAGGAAAAAGUAGUCCUGUGCCAUGUUUUCCUUUGAAUGUUGUUUAGUGCAAAAAGACUUCUUUACGUUAGAUGAAAUGUGCUUUCAUGAAAUGUUGCCAUGCUUACCGACUGAAAGUGAGAGUUUAAAAAAUAGGUAACUGGCAGAGAUAUACAUAUAUAUAUAAUUACAGACACUUUCUAUAUUUCAUGAGGUCUUUAGUUAGUUGUGUGCUACAUAUCUGGCGAAAGGACAAAUGGUGUCUGGAAGUCGCCUGUGCGCCGAACGACCUACAGUGCUCUUGUGUUUGUUUUGAAGCAACCAAAUACAGCUGAUUUAGAUGAAGUCAUUUCUGUGGAGGCCAGCCUGGUCUCUGUGUGGCGGUCGGACCACUGGAGGAGUUAGGCAGCCGUCGAGGUUGAACCGUGGCACAUGUUCUCUGCAACUUCUUGAUCUUGUUUUAUAGCCUUCCCCCUCUUGUCUGAAACAUUUUAUUAGAUGUGCCAUCUGACAUGAAGGCUAGUUUUUGGUGUGAUGCAAAAGAAAGUGAAACAGUGUUGUCGAACUUUGGCUUGUAUUUUUUUUUUCUUAGUCUGCAGUGAAUACGGUAAAAGCUCAAGGCUCCAUUUUUGAAAUGUGAAUGUGGUUUAUGAAGCGAUAAUGAAAUGUAGCUUGAUUCAUGUCAGUGUUGUUUUUGUACCAGUUGAAGGCCUUUUUUUUUCAUUCUGUGGUUUUACAGGGGUAUCAAAAAAAGUGAAGAACGUGCUGCACCACAUAAACUGGCAGUGCUCAGAAAAAACAUGCGUACAUGAACAAGACAUUCCUGUAUCCUAUGACAGUAAGUGUUAGAGAAAAAAAUACGAUUGACUGGCGUUAAACACAUCGGGGGUAAUGUCAUGUAAAAUGUAUGGUUGAUGAACUGUCAUUCAUCCAUGAGAAGCAGAUCAGACUCAUCCACAAACAAGAGCAGAUGAAGUGAACUACUUAUCCCUGUUUGUUUCUUUUGAUAAUGGAGAAAAUAGAUGAUGGUUAAACAGGUUGAUUUCCAUAGGAUUUACAAGAAUACUGCAGUUACCAAUGCAUCAAAAUCCUGUUGGCUACAUCCACAUUACUAUAUUUUUGGUUGAAAACAUAUCAACUCUGCUACAAAUAUGCCUGGGUCCCCACUACUAGCAACCAACAUUAGCCUCGGCUCCCACUGUAGAACACAACAUGGAUAAUCAAUUAGCAACAGGCUGACCCCUUUUUCCUUGCUAACAGCUUGAAUUCUGCAUUUAACUAUGAUAAAAGUGAUCACAUGCGAAAAGGAGCUUAUAUUCUAACAAUUCCUGUUCACACCAACAAACUUAUGUCCGCGUUUUUUGGCAUGUUAGUAUGAAUAGGAAUUAAAACUCAUCCUCAGCCAAAACGCUUGUGUGGAAAAAUUCUGUUUUCAAAUGAAAUGGGGUAGUAUGGAUUUAUCCCUUCUUUUCCUUCCUGUUCAACAGUGCUUCCCUCAGUUUUUUUUUUUUUUUCCUGCA
This is a messenger RNA of Platichthys flesus (European flounder), 5112 nucleotides long. Its product is annotated as plexin-A1-like. Gene Ontology annotation, molecular function: semaphorin receptor activity. The coding region runs from base 1 to 2514 and encodes 837 amino acids. Gene Ontology annotation, cellular component: semaphorin receptor complex. Lineage: Eukaryota; Metazoa; Chordata; Actinopteri; Pleuronectiformes; Pleuronectidae. The record is from RefSeq and is a predicted model, not a curated record. Gene Ontology annotation, biological process: regulation of cell migration; regulation of GTPase activity; regulation of cell shape. The transcript is spliced from 18 exons.